AUGCCGGCAUCCGAGUCAUCCAACGACGUUCACCAGUGUGACUCUUGCUUCAAAACCUACCAACGACGUGACCUCCUCUUGCGCCAUCGACGCCGGUGUCUCCGGUCGAACAAACCUAAGAUACGCCGCAAAGCGUGCAAUGCCUGCGUGUUGGCCAAGACCAAAUGCUGCUGCACGCAACCGACUUGCUCGCGAUGUGCCAAACGGGGCAUCUCAUGCGAAUACGUGUCGGCGGCCAACACAGCAGGCGCCAUUCCCUCUGAUUCUUCCGACUCUUCCUCGUCCCCGUCGACCAGAGAUCGUCCUAGACCCGAUGAAACCCGCGUGAACACGCCAGACUUCCCGUCGCUAUGGAGCCCUCGAAGCAUGCUGGGUGGUCCCGACGCCGACAGCUUCGACUCGUGGAGCUCCCAGAACUUCGUCUGGACCAUGGAUACCCUCGGUUUCCCCUCGUUGCCCUCGUCAGCAGGCUUAGUCGGCGAAGUCACCUUGGAUCCGACACCGGCAGUCCCGACCAGCCAUCCAAGCUUCACAUUACCACUGGCCCCGGCUCCGUCGCAACCGUACAGUACGCCGGUCGAGAUUUCCAUGGUGCCGCCAGAUCCAGCGAUCCCCAAUACGUCCGCCCUCACCGGUCUGGGUGGCAGUCCCGACGUGCUGGGGGUGCGGCCGCCCAACUACGUCCGUCUGCUUGCACAGUAUCCGAGACUCUUGCUUCAGGAUGAUUUCAACUGUCCGUUCGUUCACCGCACUCUGUUCACCGAGCAAGUCGCGGACAUGACGAUUCUGCCGCACACGUCCAUGGCCAUUUGCUGCGGAAGUGCCUUGGGCUCCAGAGAUGCCGCGGGCUACGUCAAGCGAGCCAUGGACGCGCAACGACAAAGCUUGAUUGAGUCAUAUCCCACCUACCACUGCAUGGAACAGUGGGAUGCGCUGCAUGCAAUGCUCCUCUACGAGAUCCUCGAGAUGGGCAUUCCGCCCGUCGACAAAUCCGAGAGUUGGAAACGCAGGCGCCGCACAAAAGGGCUGAAAUCGCCCUUCCUCUCAAAAAUGACCCAGUGUUUCUCGCGGUCCUACCUCGAGUCGCACGACACGGCCCUCCUGCCCGCGGCCAACGCCAACUCCACUCAAUCGUGGGUCAAAUGGGCCGUGGCCGAAACCGCGCGCCGCACCAUCUUCCUCGCCAACAUUGUCAACUUCUUGAACAACCGCGAUCUCAACUCCGGGCGUCAGUCGCCCUACUACGAGCCCCUCAACGAUGAGCUCAUUAUGAAGAUGCCUCUACCCUGCGAUCAAGGACUGUGGAGCGCCCGCACCGAAGACGAGUGGCGCAAGUCCACGCCCGCGCCCCCUGGCUCUCCAGGCAUCAGCGACGCCUUUUCAACCUUGGGCCCUGCUGGUGACAUCCCGGUCGGUGAGCAGCUCCCAAAUGCCCAAUACCAACCCUCGCUCGAAGUGCUGUUCUCCAAGUUCGCCAAGGACGAUCUCCGGGCGAAUUGCGCGACGAAUGCGGGGUUUGCCGACUCGAAUGAGCUGCGGUCGUUUAUCAUUCUCUGUGCGCUGGAGCAAUUUGCGUAA
Aspergillus lentulus is the source of this 1578-nucleotide messenger RNA. The record is from RefSeq and is a predicted model, not a curated record. Lineage: Eukaryota; Fungi; Ascomycota; Eurotiomycetes; Eurotiales; Aspergillaceae.